Molecule: messenger RNA, 1165 nt
Organism: Prorocentrum cordatum
Lineage: Eukaryota; Dinophyceae; Prorocentrales; Prorocentraceae
Source: the annotation of a GenBank genome assembly
GCACUCCAGGAUGGCGCUGGAGCCAGCGCCGGCAGGGAUCCGGGAGUGGGCGCAGGCCCAGUACGCAGUCGCGCCGCUGUGGCAUCAGCGGCGUGCGUGGGGCCUGGCGAUUCUGAAUCCAGUUGAUGUGAUGUGGUCGGUCUAUCGCGUCCUCGUCUCGACAGCCGACGGUGACGUGCGCGAGGAGCUGUAUGAUAUGUCCGAUGGCCCGGUGGCGGCGGCGCGCUUCACGGAUGCUCGCAGGGUCCGCCCUGCCAGCCUGGCGAUCGGGAAGCUGUUGGCGUCCUUUGCCUUCGGCGGUGCCGCUGCCCCUGGCGCCGCGGUAGCAGCUGGCGUAGUGGCUGGCGCCGGAGGGCCCCUGCCGGUGCCGGCGGCCCUCGCCGCGGCCCCCGCGCCCGCGGCUAGCGCGGCCCCAGCGCCCGCGGCCGUGGCCCCCGCCGCGCUGGCCGCCGCUGCCACUGUUAAAGCCGCGCCGGCAGCGUCGCCGGCCGCCGCCGUCCCAGGCGCUGCAGAGGUGGUGGACGGCGCGGAGCUGAUCCGCGGCGAGGUCGGCACAAAGGAGGGGCCCGACGGCAGCUGGACGGCCAUCGAGAAGAUCUCCACGUCGCAGGUCACCCACCGCGGGGCCGAAGCCGACGUGGGCGCGAUGCUCCAGCCAGCGACGUGCCUCUCAGAUGGCGCUCGUCGGCGUGCCCUGUUCCUCGAGAGCGCGGGCCGCAUGCGUGAGGGGCCGUUCCUUGGCUGGCCGCUCGACGGCCCGUGGACCACGUUGUGGUGCCUUCGCUUCCUGGAGCGCACGCGUGGUGGCGCCAUUGAGCACGUCCACCAGCUUGUGUCCUACUACCGGCUAGCGCGCGACGAUUUCGAGGCGAUGCUGCGGCAGGCGCAGCUGUGCGAGUACAUGUGCGCCAUGGAGCACGAGGCCCGCGACGUUGCUUCCUAUCCUGCUGGCCCCGCCAAAGGCGAGCCCAAAGAGGAGUCCAAGGGCGAGGCCAAAGUUCGGGCCGACGGCCUCUCGAAGUUUGGUUUCGUUGACGAGGCAGGGGCGCUUGCGGGGGCCACCCGUGAGGACGGCCGCACGAUGGCGGCGCCAGCGCUGCUGGACCGCACGGCCAAACGAGUUGAGCGCAAGGCCGGAAUACUUAUGCAGAUCACGAAAGCUAAG